AUUUAUAAAUAAAGCCAAGCCAAGCGACAAAGUGCAGCAGCGGCAACUUUGUUAAAAACAAAGUUUUCCAAAUCGAUGCGAGCGCGUCGCGCCAUGUGCGAGUGCGUGUAAUAGCUCUAGACACUCGCGAGCAAUCAAUAAAAAGACCACCUGCCGCCUUCGCUACCGGCGGCCAAACACUGCGAGCAUAUCAUACAGGGACGCGAAAAUGGCGACGUUCUCGUUGAACCUGCAGCGUCGUGUCGAGGCCGGGUUGACGGGCUGCGGGAAAUUCGACGGGUCUCACGCCUGUCUGGCUGCGGCGACGUCUGCAGGGAACGUCCUGGUGCACAGCCCCCAUCGAGAUGCCGUUGCUUCGAAGAACUUUGAGCUCAAUUCCGAGGCGAGACUCUCGUGGAGCGGUGAACUCGCCGAGCUGCAGAUCGGUAGACAGGUAACGGCGCUGCACACCGGCCGUUUGGGCGAGGACGAGAGGGACAUACUUCUCGUCGGCACUUCCACCCACAUACUCGCCUACCAGGUCGAGGACAACGCCGAUUUGUUCUACAAGGAGCUACCGGACGGCGCCUACUGCAUCACGGUGGGCAAACUCGGCUGGCUGCAGCAGCAGGUGGCGAUCGUCGGGGGCAACUGCUCCAUCACGGUCCUCGACUUUCAGGGCGAGGAGAUCUUCUGGACAGUCGCGAGGGAGAAGGUCACUGCGCUCGCUGUUUUCGACUUUAACGGCGACGGCGAUAACGAGCUGCUGUCGGGAACCGCGGAUUUCGGGAUCAAGGUGCAGAAGGAAGACGCGGUGCUGUGGGAAACGGCGGAGAACGCGCCGAUCGUCGUUCUGCACGCGCUUCCGGAACGACGAUUCGCCUACGCGACUCGCCUCGACGGAAAUGGAACAGUUGGUGUUUACGACUCCGGACACAUACUCUGGCGCAUCAAGUCCAAGCACAAAGUGGUAUCGCUGCGAGCUUUCGAUCUGAACGGCGACGGAGCGAUGGAGCUGGUGACCGGCUGGAGCAGCGGUAAAGUCGACGCGAGGCUUUGCUCGAACGGCCAGGUCAUCUUCAAGGUGCUCAUGAGUGCACCGAUCGCCGGCCUCGUCGAGGCGGAUUACCGAAGGACCGGCAGAUCCGACCUCGUUAUCGUUACCGUCACCGGCGAAGUCAGGGGAUACGCCGCUGGAUCGGUAAUAGAAUCUCCGGAGCCGGGUGACGUCUAUCGCGAGUUGAUGGCCAAGAAACAAGCUCUGCAGAUGGAACUCCGUCAGCGCAGCGUCUCCGAGUCGAACUACUACGUCGGAUCGAAGCUGGCCAUCAGCAUAGCCUCGGCUAGAGGCGCGGUGAGACUGGGCUUGGCGUCGGGGCCGGGAUUGCUCAUAUAUUACGCGAUGGUGUUCGCCGAGGGAAUAUUCGAGGGCGAAAGUUUGGUAGUGCACCCGGCCAAGCCCCAAGGCGAGCUCGAGAUCGCGCUGCGCUUUCCGAAGAACGGGCCGAUCGAUGUCCACGUUAAGACCUGCGUCGGUGCUCCUGCCUCGGAUCUGCUCAUGGUGCUCGAGCUGACGCAUCAGCUGGCUCAGUUUUGCAUGUACGAGGCGAUACCCCGACCCCGGGAGCCGCCCGAGAGCCUCAAGGAUUGCGGGGUCGUUAUGGAGAUAGCAGAACGAGCCCAGCGAGUAGCCCUCUGGCUGAAUCAGAGCCUGAUCCUCUCGGUGGAGAUCCAAGUGGUGGAGAUCGGCCCGGAAGCCGGUAGUCUGGAAAUCUGGCUUCGCUGUUUGCGUGACCAGAAGGUCCACUGUCUCGAGGUCGACGCCUCCGGCAAGCUGACUCUGCGCACCGAGGACCCGAGCUUCGCCGGCGACGUCGUCCAGUCUCUCACUGCCUAUCUGGGCCUCCGGGAACUCAGUUCCGAGGCCAAGUUUCCCGUGGAGGAACAGCGGAUGCUCGACGCUCUCGAGAGGUUCAAAGGUUACAAGGAGGUGGAGGCGCGACUCCAGGCGGAAACAGCGGGCAGCUCGAGCUUGGUGAAGAAUCUGGUGAUAAGGCUGGAGGACGCUCGGAUUCUCGAGAACGUCGAGGGCAUGAGGAAGCGACUCGGCCAGCUGAAGGCCGUCAACGGCGAUCUCAUCAGGGACCACGAGAUCAGGUCCAAGAGUUUCAACGAACUCGUCGCCGCGCUCAAGGAGCUCAACGUCGGCGUUCAGAACGUCUCCCGUCUGAGAGUCGGCAAAGCGGCGAGCAAUGCCAUCCAGCGCUGCAGAGAGGCCAUCAAGGAGGAGAACGGAAAAGCACUCGUUGCGGCAAUGCGACACGGCUGAAGAUAAUACGAGCGGCAGAGCUGUGCGCGCUCGUAAUUUAAUUGUAAAUAAUUAUACAAAACACGCUGUUUUUAACCAA
Nasonia vitripennis (jewel wasp) is the source of this 2387-nucleotide messenger RNA. RefSeq names its product Bardet-Biedl syndrome 2 protein homolog. The transcript is spliced from 10 exons. The record is from RefSeq and is a predicted model, not a curated record. Gene Ontology annotation, biological process: non-motile cilium assembly. Gene Ontology annotation, cellular component: membrane; ciliary basal body; motile cilium. Bases 209 to 2308 code for a protein of 699 amino acids. NCBI's taxonomy places the organism in Eukaryota, Metazoa, Arthropoda, Insecta, Hymenoptera, Pteromalidae.